AUGGGAACAGUGGCACUUGAUGCCAUGGUGUUCAUCGCUGUGGGAAUAUUGGAAGAAUCUGCAACAACAACGCCGCGAGUUUUAUCGAUUGUUUCUUCGGUUUUCGAGAGAUCCAUUCGAAAGAAUGAGAAAUUAAUUAGGAGAUCAAAGAUGAAAGAUGUGAUUACAAUGUUCCAUGCAUCAGAAGUUCCCGCCUUGAGCAUCAGACGGUAUAUCGAGCGCAUUUUCAAGUACUCAAGCUGCAGCCCUUCUUGCUUUGUUGUUGCGUACAUAUACAUCGAAAGGUUCCUUCAACGCAGAGGGAUUUGUCUUACUUCUCUCAACAUUCACCGCCUUUUGAUCACCAGCAUUAUGGUCGCUGCAAAAUUUAUGGAUGAUGAAUGUUAUAGUAACGCCUACUAUGCCAAAAUUGGAGGUGUGAGCUUAUCAGAGUUGAACAAAUUAGAGAUUGAAUUCUUGUUGAGUCUGGAUUUUAAACUCCAUGUAACUAUAGACAUGUUUGGAAAGUACUGUCGGCAGCUUGAGGAUGAAGGUGUUGAAGAUAAACAAAUUAGUCGCUUAAUGAGGGUGUCCAGCAUCCGUGGAGACUGA
Molecule: messenger RNA, 591 nt
Organism: Prunus armeniaca (apricot)
Lineage: Eukaryota; Viridiplantae; Streptophyta; Magnoliopsida; Rosales; Rosaceae
Source: the annotation of a GenBank genome assembly